AUGUUUUCCAUUGCCGGAUUAUCCAGUGGAUCAAUUUGCAAUCUGAUUACCCUUUUUGAGAAUUGUCACUUUGAAUCUCCAUCACUUCACGGCGUGUGCUUGGCUCUGCUCAUUGCCUUCUUGUUCUAUUUAUUCUUAGCGACAGCGAAGACACCCAAUAUCUCACCCCCCUGUGAGAUAAUAAUCGAACAGGCAGAGCGGACAAAUCGUCGUAAUGGACACGAAAAUUCGGGCUUCCUAUCCAAACAGGCUGGGUUUCUUCCUCUCGAGACAAUGAAGACACUUCCACCCACGCAUGCCGUAUGGGACCAACUGGCUGCUGAUCUACCUCACCUGGUCCAAACUCAGUCUGUCCGGAAAAGAGUUACUGAGAUGCCAUUGCUCGACGCAUCCGCCGAAGCUUUAUCUGAAAUUUACCUUCAACGGGCCGCCAGCAUCCUCGGAAUUACAGCCCAUGUGUUUGUCCGAAUGGAAGGAAGCGAGCCGCUUACUAGAAAAUACGCCUAUCACAGCGACAUACUGCCUCCAUCACUUGAGGUCCCGUGGACUGUUGUGUCCAAUUUCACAUCAACGUGCUUAUCGCGCUCUGGAGUGACCCUUGAGAACUUGGAUGUACUCAUUCCAGCCAUCGGCACCAAAGAAGAGCGAGUAUUUAUUGGGGUAGCCAUUGAAAUGGCUGCGCAGACCAUACCAAUUCUCCAUCAUAUCAUUGAGGCCCAAAGAUCAGUCUUGGCUCGUGAUAAUUCCUCCCUCAAAGAUGCAAUACGAAGUCUACAUCUUCUCUCAAAACAGCUUACCAAAACUCUGGGUAAGCUCCACGCUAAUAGAGCUCACAACUCCCAUAUCAAUCCUAUCUUGUGGACACUCACCAUGGCGAAUCUCGGAAUUCCCUGGGUGACAGGUGUGGUUGGGGCUGCAGGUACGGCGCAUCCUUUCUUUCACAUGAUGGAUGAGUUUAUCGGACGCUCGAAGUAUAAGACUAGUAUCGGCAGAGAAGCGCAAACUGUCCGGGAGACGUAUCCUAUCCACAGGCGCCAGUUUCUUGAAGCUAUUAUGGAAGUUUCUGUCCCGGAGUACGUUGCCGCUUCGGCUGAUCCAGAAUUAGUGAACUUUUGGACGAUAUUUACGUACUCAUACCACGGCAACGAUGGUCUUCUUGGAUUUCACCGGCGAAAGGCGUUCGGCUUCCUUGCUGUCUCGUUUAAAAUUGGUCGAGGUACAACUAUCAAUGGUCUAGGUCACAAACAAAAGACCGAGCCUUGGCAAGAAGCUGACCGAGAAUUGGAGAACGCACGUCUCGAACGCCACUGUCAUGACCCGGAUGAAUAUGAUCCCAAAACCGAGCCUACUUCCAACAAAAUCUUCAUUUCCCAGCUCAUAAAGCAUAACUCAGAAGAGACUGGGCAUUGGUUCUCGGCCAUGGGAAGUGUUUACGACCCAAGCAAAUUUAUGCAGAGGCAUCCAGGAGGAGAUACCGUGAUCGCAUUGUACAGUGGACAAGACAUCACUGACAGCCUAAAAGCUGUCGGCCAUCUGACGAACCCUUCGACCCGCAGUAGACUGGAGAGCUAUCGAAUAGGGACCCUGGAGAGACCAAAGUUCAACUCCUCACUGGCAGAUGAGCUUUACAUGGCGACGGUUGAUUUGGGCCAAAAGGCAGCCGAGAUGGAAAACGUGCACCGGGCAAACUUCCAGUUAUUGGAUGGGAAAUUCACCAUACUAGAUGAGCCCGAGGUUCUCACACCCUCGAAAGCACGCCAUUUGUUUGAUGCAAAGAACAGGCUUCAGGAUGAGCAUGUGCCGGCGCUAGCAAUGCUUGUGAAUGCCUUACUCGACAGUAUCGCGAGAGUGAACACGAAAGUCAACAUUAGUACCAUUCGUGCACAACUGGUCAAUCUUGCUGAGUCAGAAACGAGAUUGAGCACUGCAACCCUCUUUUCAGAGUAUACAAUGGCGGUGAAUACGCUACAGAAAGACUUGAGUCGGCUGACGAAAGUGAAAGAGCUCGUUGUCGUGCUACUUGAGAAUCUCGAAGGGCAUUGCUUCACAAAUCCUGAGCAGAGUCAGCUUGAAUUCAUAGUAGAGACAUUGAGUCGAGCAGUAAGUGAAUUGGUGAUGCUUGCUGGGAAAUGA
Molecule: messenger RNA, 2133 nt
Organism: Penicillium cataractarum
Lineage: Eukaryota; Fungi; Ascomycota; Eurotiomycetes; Eurotiales; Aspergillaceae
Exons: 3
Coding region: 1-2133 (710 amino acids)
Biological process (GO): 'de novo' NAD+ biosynthetic process from L-tryptophan
Cellular component (GO): cytoplasm
Molecular function (GO): metal ion binding; heme binding; indoleamine 2,3-dioxygenase activity
Source: RefSeq, a predicted model, not a curated record